UAUGUUUCCCUUCGGGGAGGCGGAAGGUGACAAUGCUGUACCUACCAAUGAUGAUGGAAGUUCUGGGAUAAUUUAUCUUUCAACAUUGUUUCCGUUUUUCGAUCACAACCAUGACUUUCUUUAUGUGAAUACAAAUGGCGUCAUAUCGUUCUUAACGCAAGUAAGCCAGUUUACCCCUGACCCCUUUCCGCUGGAUGGUGAUCGGCGAGUGGUAGCUCCAUUUUGGGCUGACGUAGACACCAGAGAAGGUGGACAAGUCUACUAUAGAGAAGUUCUACGUCAAAACAAUGAACAACUGACCGAUCGAGCUACAGUCAUAGUGAGAAAUACCUUUAUAGAUCAGGAUGAUUUCACUGCUACUUGGUUAUUCAUUGCUACCUGGUAUAGUGUGUCGUAUUACGGUUCUUCUAACUCAUUUCCAAGAAAUACUUUUCAGGCGAUACUUGUGACAAAUGGCCGUCAUUCAUUUACUUUUUUUCAUUAUGGAGACAUCAAUUGGACAACUGGCACGGCAAGUGGUGGUUCUCCGAUCACCGGCUUAGGUGGUACGCCAGCGCAGGUAGGUUUUAAUGCUGGUGAUGGACGAAACUUCUAUUCAGUGCCUGGAUCAAGAAGUGAGUCCAUUGUAGAUAUAGAGACAACAACAAACGUUGGUGUAAUUGGACGCUGGGUGUUUCGAAUUGACGAAGAGAACGUUGUCGAAGACGGUUGCAAAGAUGAAGUGACUACCGGAACACUAACAGUUUUUCCAUUUUCUGGCUCCAUGCUUGGCGGAGAUACUAUCCUCAUCCAAGGUCCGUGCUUUGACCUUCAACACAACAUCACCUGUAAGUUUAUUGACCAUGAUACGGGUCCUGAAACUCAAGGUGUGGUUCUCAGCGAACUAAAAGCUAAAUGUGUGACGCCCAUAUUUUACCAGACUGGACGAAUCAGGUUUUUUGUGUCGAAUGGACAAACAUUUGGAUUUGAGGGCGUUUUUACCAUACUGAACAUAGAAGAUGCUAUAACUCCAGUGAACGUAGAAAAUGUUAUAUUUUCACCAUACGUAACUGUAUCCUGGGACACAUCAUUAACACCUUACGAGUUUGUAAAUAUUGAACUGUUCACUUAUUCGGAAAACUGGGAAAAUUUAGAGGUCAAUUUGAAUAGGUCGCUGAUAAAAGAAAAAGUGGUUGGAGCUUUAGGUGUGAUCCAAUUCGAAGCUAUGGAUAUACCUGUAGACUAUGAUGACCAUAUCGGAAUUGUACGGGUUUCAAAGUGGAACAGCAAGGGCGAUUUGUAUUUGCCAGGUGUUUGGAGUGAAGUUAUGGAUUUAGGCUGGUUACAUGCGGCUCAGAACAUUUUCUAUGACUUUCGAAGUGAUUCCUGGUGUGCUGAUUGGAAGAUACUGGAGGACAGCCUAGGCAGCUUUUUAAUGAGCACACAAGACUGUCCGUGCACCAUCGAGCAGGCGGUAGCCGACAUUGGUCGAUUCACUUUACACUCAGCGUGUUAUCUGCCAAACCAUUACUAUUACGGUUGUGAGGUUUUUGAUUACUAUCAAUGUGCUCGAGCAAAUACACCAAGUGAGUCCGGUGGUGGCCUAGAGUGUUGUUACGGGUCUGAUGGUGAACUGCUCAACAUACAAGAUGAACUAUAUGCUGGGUUUUUUCAUCGGCACCAUUACAGAGCCAUGACCCCACACGGAGUAGCUGGGCAAGUGCCUUACUUGUCCCAUUUUGCAGCCGACAUUCUACCAUUCCGAUAUUGUUGUUAUUAUUCGAAUCAUGUCGAGGAUUGCGAACAUUUUAAAGAAAGGCGUCCCUCAGAUGACUGCACCAGUUACGUGCCGCCGCCAAUUGGUGGUGGUAAUGGUGAUCCACAUAUUCGCACACUAGACGGUACCUCUUAUACAUUUAAUGGGCACGGCGAAUACACAUUUAUCGAAGCCCUCGACAGACAGUUCGUCAUGCAGUGCCGGACGGAACAAAUCCCAGGAACACGUGCAUCUCGUUUUACCGCAAUGGCUGCGAAAAUCAAUGGAACCGAUAGUGUUCACAUUGGCUUAAGUGAACGACGAGGACUCGAUGCUCGCAUCAAAUCCAAUAACGGAUGGCAAUUAGUAGACUUCGAACAUACAGACUACUGGGAGUUUAAUGGAGUAUCAGUGUUAAAACUAAACAGUACCAAAGUAAGUUUUACGGUUAUUUUCGACGCUGGGAUUGCUUUCACUAUUGAAGAAACGAAUGACAUAAUGUCAGUGAUAUUUUUCGGAUCUGAUUCGAUGAAAGGCAGUACGAGAGGGCUUAUGGGAACCUGGAAUGAUAAUUCCAGUGAUGAUUUUUUGACACCUAAUGGAGACAUCAUCAGUGCAAACUCCACAAUUAGAGACAUACAUUUCAAUUUCGGACAACUAUGGAGCAUUGAUCCACAAGAUUCUUUAUUCUAUUACGAACCUGGAAAAGGUCACGGUGACUACAGUGAUUCCUCGUUUGUACCAAUAUUCGAGCCUCCAAACAAUGUCGAUGACGUUGAAAUCCAACGUGUUUGUGGAAGCAAUUUUGAGUGCAUGUUUGACUAUCAGGUCACGGGAGACCCAGUGAUUGCAGAGGCUACACGAGCAAGCGUCGAUGAUUUGAAUAGUAUCGUAGAGUUCUCUGCACCAGUUGUAGCGUGUCCUUUUGUUCCGGCACCGAUUAAUGGCACAAAGAAUGGUACUUCAAAUACUGAAGGAAGUCACCUGAUAUUCACUUGUGACCCUGGUUUUGAUCUUCUCGGAAGUGAGGACAUUGUGUGUCAAGCAAAUGGAACUUGGUCGGAUAACCCACCUGUCUGUCUUCGAAAAUAUUGUGAGCCCGUCGAUGAACCAAUGAAUGGAAAUACACACGGUGAUCUUCGCACUGUUGGGAGUGUUUUACAAUUUAGCUGUAAUGAAGGCUACCAAUUACAUGGUUCUAAAGAAAUUAUAUGUGAAGAGAGUGGCGAAUGGUCCGGAGAAGCACCAGUGUGUGAAGGUUAGCGUGUCCUUUUGUUCCUGCACCGAUUAAUGGCACCAAGAAUGGUACUUCAAAUAUUGAAGGAAGUCACCUGAUAUUCACCUGUGACCCUGGAUUUGAUCUUCUCGGAAGUGAGGACAUUGUGUGUCAAGCAGAUGGAAAUUGGUCGGAUAACCCGCCAGUCUGUAUUCGAAUAUAUUGUGUGCCCGUCGAUGAACCAGUGAAUGGAAAUAUACAAGGUGAUCUUUGCACUGUUGGGAGUGUUUUACAAUUUAGCUGUAAUGAAGGGUAUCAAUUACAUGGUUCUGAAGAAAUUAUAUGUAAAGAGAGUGGCGAAUGGUCCGGAGAAGCACCAGCGUGUGAAGAAGCAGAUUCUGCAUCGUUGGCCUUGAUUAUUGGUGUCACUUUGGUUUGUAUAGCUAUUUUCACAAUUUGUGUUGUUCUUGUUAUCAAGAAGAAAAAGAAGGUCAAAGUCCAUGCUGAAUCAAUACAGAAUGAUGAUUUCAAUCUCUAAAACAUAGAUCUUCAAAUUUGUAACACGUUGGCUUCCAAAUAGUGGCCAGCGUUUGAAAGUGACACAGACGCUCUGUAUGUGUUGACAGUCAUCCAGUCAAGAGACAGUGUACCAAAACAGUUUUACUAUAGAAUGUCACAAGCCAUUUAAAUAAUAUUAUUAAAUGACAGAUUUAGCCAGUUCAAAAUUGCUUUAUUUUGUUUGUUUUAAACGCUCUUUAAUACCCGAUCUCGUAGAGAUUAUAUGUUGAUUAAUCCGUGUUAAACGCCCUGUAUAUAUUUAUAUUGUAUACCAAUAUGAUUAAUCAGUCGUACAUUUAACGUUUUGUUAAAUUGUGUAUGUUCCAGGUAUUGUUUGUACGUGGUUUUUAUCAGUUUUCUCCAUGAUGUUUAUAUAUCUUAUUAUUUAGUUUUCGUUUAAAAUUAAUUAUGUAAAGUACAGAGUUUCCCGAUAAUAAUAUAAAUAUAGUAGUAAGAAAAUAUUUGUGUAAUGAAUCAAUAUAUGAAAAUAAAAAUAUGAGGAAUACACACAAAA
This is a messenger RNA of Anneissia japonica, 4023 nucleotides long. RefSeq names its product protein mesh-like. Bases 2 to 2998 code for a protein of 998 amino acids. The transcript has 19 exons. The record is from RefSeq and is a predicted model, not a curated record. Gene Ontology annotation, biological process: cell-matrix adhesion. NCBI's taxonomy places the organism in Eukaryota, Metazoa, Echinodermata, Crinoidea, Comatulida, Comatulidae.